Molecule: messenger RNA, 3507 nt
Organism: Psylliodes chrysocephalus
Lineage: Eukaryota; Metazoa; Arthropoda; Insecta; Coleoptera; Chrysomelidae
Source: the annotation of a GenBank genome assembly
CCGUUUUUCAUCUUGUCCAUAAGCAUAUGAGCAGUCUAUACAUAAAUAUCACUGCUAAAUACAAGAAAAGAAGAAGUAGACAAAUCAAAAUACCGCGUAAAAGAGUUUAUGACAUCUGUCAUUAUAUUAAAGGUACAAUGUACACAAAAAAUCAGUUUUUUAAUUUUUAUAUGUGAUCUGUGUAUGUGAUAUCUAAUUGUUUAAAUAAUGUCGACUAGAAAAAGAAAACCAUUUAAUAAUAAUACUAGUGAAAAUUCUACCCCUUUGAAAAAAAAUAAACCUGAGGAAAUCGCAACUCAAAAACGAGCCGGUGUUGUUAAUCGAAUAUCUUUAAAAAAUUUCAUGUGCCAUUCGUUUUUAGAAGUGACUUUCAUUAAAAACACUUUUGUUAUCGGUAAAAAUGGAAGUGGCAAAAGUGCCAUUCUAACAGCCCUAAUAGUAGGCUUAGGAGGAAAAGCUGCUCUUACAAACCGAGGUAGUAGUGUAAAAGGUUUCGUUAAAGCUGGAAAACCGUCUGCAAAUAUAGAAAUAGAAUUGUGCAAUGAAGGCCCGAUGGCUUAUAAACCAGCUGUGUUUGGAAACAAUAUUAUCAUCAUACGAAAUAUAACCGCUAGUGGAUCAAGUUCUUACAAGGUAAAGUCAGAUACUGGAGAUUUAAUAUCGACUCAAUCUCGCGAGGUACAUAACAUUACACUCGGCUUAAACAUUCAAGUAGACAAUCCAAUAUGUAUUCUAAAUCAAGAUACAUCUAGAAAUUUUUUAAAUAGUAACAAUCCGAAAAAUAAAUUUACUCUAUUUAUGAAAGCUACAAAACUUGAAAGCCUUGAACUCGAAUACAAGAAAACGCAAAGUAAUCAAAAAGAUUGUGUAACAGUAUUAAACGAAAAAUCAGUUAAUUUCAAAAAGCUUCAAGAUCAAAUUAAACAAUUUAAACAAAAAAUAGACAAUCAUAAGUCUAUUAUGUCUUUACGCGAUAAAAAAGAUUUGCUGCAAAGAGAGCUCAUUUGGGCGAAAGUUAGGGAUACCGAAGAAGAACUCCAUGGCUGUCAGUUAAAUUUGAAUACUCUAGAAAAAAAGCUAAAUAACUAUAAAAUUAAUUCAGCUAAACGAGUAGAAAAUAUGCAAGAAUUUAAAGAUAAUAUUGAUAGAUUAGAACAACAACUUCUUGAAAUAAAAGAGAAAAUUGAAGUAAAGAAAAUACCCCAACGGGAUAUAAAAAGUGAAAUUGAAGAACUAUUUAAAAACCUUUCUUCAAAAAAAAAAGAAAAACAGCGUCUUCUAACCUCCAUACAAAAUAAAUCCACCGAUAUACAGACAUUAAAACAAGAUAUUGGCGAAUCGAAAGAAAAUAUGUCUAAAGUAGAAAAACAAAAGAUGGAAAGGAACCGAAAUUUAACCACUCUUCAAAAUAAAUUAAAAGAAUUAGACGAUCAUUUAGGCGCCGCUAAAAAUGACUUGUUUCAAAUGAGGGGCGAUUUAUCACGAAAGGAAAACGAAGAAGAUGGUUUGAAACAAGAAAUCUCACAAAUUGAUAGGAAUUUAAAUAACGAAAAGAAUAAGUUGAAUGAUAUGAGUGCGGGAUCUAGUAAUGAGCUGCAUUUGUAUGGAAGAGAUAUUCCUAGACUUAAGCAAGCUAUUGCUCAGAAUAAGCAUAAAUUUCAGCAUGAACCCAGAGGCCCGUUGGGAUCUUAUAUAAAGAUGAAGAACAAACAGUGGACAGUGGCUGUUGAAGGAUACAUUGGACCAUCUAUUUUACAAGCUUUUGCAGUUGAUAAUAAGAAAGAUAAUGAACUUCUUCGAGAAUUAUUUAAUAAGGUAUUAGGAAAUGCACGUCAUCCACAAAUUAUAACCUCCAAAUUCCUAAUGAAAAAACACAACGUACCAGAAAAUUUGAUAAACGCACCUGACGAUUGCAUCAGCGUCUUCAACGCAAUCGAAAUCGACGAUCCGAUAGUUUCAAAUUGCAUUGUCGAUAAUUGCAGUCCGGAAUAUAUUUUGCUAAUCCCCUCAGAUACACGUGCCCAGCAGUUACUUUCCGAUAAGCAAUUUGUACCUAAAAAUUGUCGUCAAGGAAUUACAGCUAAAGGCGACAAGUAUUAUCCAGAUCCGAAUUACAGAUCAUACGCUUCGUCGUAUCACCGUGCUCAGUACCUUCAAAUUGAUACCAAAGAACAUUUAAAAGCUUUAAAACAGAGCAUAGCAAACAUGGUUAGACGAAGAGAAGAAGUAACGAAUACAUUUGAAACAUUAAAGAAGAGUAUGAGAGAACAGAUUAUGAAGAGACAACAACUAGAAGAAAAAAUUAAAAAAGUGAACCUAGCCAGAAUCCAAAUUAAAAAACAACUGGAGGAAUUGAAUUCUAUGGACGAACCAGAAUUUCAAAAUGUAAAUUUAUUAGAGGACGAACUUAAAGAAUGCUUGGAAGUGGUCAAAAAAGAAACAGCAGCUUUGGAAGAAACCAAUGGUUCAAUUAAAGAAAUAAAACAACUUAUACAAGAGAAAGAAUUCGGCCUUUCCGAAUUAAAAAAUUCUACCAAAGACAUGGAAGAGGAAUUUCAACGAAUCACCAACGAAAUUCGCGAGAAUCGCAUUAAACAAAAAGAGAUAUCCACUGGUGAGGAAUUGGAAAAAAAAGUAAUCGCUGAAUACGAAACGAGAGUUAGUAGUGCGAGAUCGGAAGUAAACUUAAAAAACAAAGAAGUAGAAAAAUCCACGAAUGAAGCAAGUGUUGUAGGAGAACGUUUACCAGAAUUACGACAAGUACCUACCAUUACAAAAGAGGUAACAGAAAUCAAACACAAAAUCUCCAGAAUCGAAACCGACCCUGAAAAUAUCGACCUAGUCGUCGAUAAAUAUACAGAGUUAACCGAAAAGUUCAGAAAAUCUUGUGACAUAAUGACCAGUCUCCAAGCCGACAUAAACGAACUUUCCUUAGCUUUAGAAAGAAGAAACAAGCAUUAUAAACUAACGGAAAACUAUUUCGUACAGUACAUGAGGUAUUCUUUCAGAAAAAUUUUGGAAUACGGACAUUUUAAGGGAAAUCUGGAUAUAAACAUUGCGGAUAAGAAGUUGGAUUUAAUAGUAAUUCCUCAACACGGAUCUCAAGGACAUACUACAACAUCGAAUCUGUCGGGCGGCGAGAGGUCGUUUUCGACGGUGGCGUUUUUGUAUUCCCUUUGGCAGUGCAUGGAAUUGCCGUUCUAUUUCCUGGACGAAUUUGAUGUUUAUAUGGAUAAAUUAACUCGUACUAAGGUGGUCGAUAUUUUACUUCACCAUGCUGCUUCUAAACCGCAACUGUUGUUUGUGUUUUUGACGCCUCAAGACGUUUCUUUCAUUAAUCAAGAUGUGGCUAUUUUGAGGUUAGAGGAUCCGCACAAUUUUAAUGUAUAAAAAUUUAUUGAAAGACAUUUUUUAGUAUUUAAUAGAAUAAGUUUUGUUCGUAUUUCUUACUUAUUAAUUUUAGAAAAGUAAUAUAUAUUUUUUUUUUGAAACAGAGUCUAAUUUUGU